Messenger RNA from Mesorhabditis belari, 2337 nucleotides. NCBI's taxonomy places the organism in Eukaryota, Metazoa, Nematoda, Chromadorea, Rhabditida, Rhabditidae. The record is from the annotation of a GenBank genome assembly.
AUGUUUGGAAGAAAGUUAACGCUCGGUUUUACCGUUGAGCUGUCCAAUGAUGAAAGAAAUUUACCAGAAAAUACGGAGGAAAUCGAGCCCGAGCCCGAAAAAUUUGAAGAUUGGACCGAAUCAAUCAAGGCUGCUUUAACGGAUAAUCCGACUUAUUGGCCCGAUUCCAAAGAGUAUGAUGAAAUUGUCAAGGAAUGCACAGAUACAGGAUCGUAUCAUGUGAAUAAGGAAAAUGUAUCACAUCGAGCUGAAGCCGCAGAAGUACAUAUUUCAGAAUUGAACCAAGCCUUGCAACAUCAAGUUGAAAGCAUUGAAAAGGAUAGCACAAUUGCAGAAUUGAAUCGUAUUGAUGAGAAAAUUUGUCAACAUCGAGCUGGCGCCGUCAGAUUUCAACAGAAGCAAGCCGAGAAGAUGCUCGAAUCUUCUAAAAACAGAUAUGGUUCUGUUGAUGUUGGAAAAACUGUUCGAGUUCCAAUCGAUACGAUGUGCCCGAAAAGGAGACAUCAUUUCCCUCAGCAGUCGGCGCCGAAUCUCUCACCGGAUCUCAAGGGCACAAGCACUCCUCUCCUGCGACCGCUGGAGAACCAUGUGCUCUGUUUUGAUCGUUAUCCGUUUUCAAUCAACGGGAAACCACCGAUGAAUCCUUCAUGUGAAUUUGUGCCGCUUGCCCCAAUCGAUCAAGGGCAAGCCUUGUACUCGUGCACUUAUCGAAUAAAAAAUGAAUCAACAUUGAUCGUACAAUCAAUUGAUAACUCAGAGGACGCACAGUAUCGCAUCUAUGGGAUCUCUUUUCGCAUCGCUAAAUGGGUUAAUGAAUCGGCGAAAGUGCUGGUGGUGCCGCUUGAAAGCUACUUCCAUCAAGAGUCGGAGAUGGUGAUGAUUAAGCAACAACAGAUAGUCACGUUUCUCAAGAACCCCUACGUGGCCAGUGACUCAGACACAAAGGGUGGAUCGCUUUUAUUUCAAGCAAUCGGCAACGAGAUGACCGAUGACAGCUUUUUGCGGCCUGAUUUGAGUUGCCCUGAGGUGUUCGACAUAUCGGCCUAUCACGGUUCCGACCCAGGCUUAAUGGUAAACCGAUCGUUCAACAUUGGAGAUAUUGGAAUCGGGGGCUUCACGGAUCUCCCAAACGGUACUAUCGAAUUCGAUGCUGAAUGUUUGGAGGAGGAAUGCCUAGCCGAAGCAACAAUACCGAUCAGUGGCCUCUAUCCGCGAAUCGACGAAUGGACAUUGACUCCCUCAAACGACAAACAUUAUAUUCUUUGCAACGGUCGAGUGCUUGUUGAUGAGCUCAUCUAUCUCAGCAUCCCAAUCGACAACGUAUAUUACGCUUUUGCUGCUUAUUCAUUUCAUCGUUUUUCAACUAAGGAUCUCUACGAAAAUUCCCUUCUACUGCCUGUCAAUUUUAAUCCACUACAACCUGUCACUUCGAUUCUCUUUCGAUUUGAAGCAACAGACAGUCCGAAAUGGCUGACAUUGGUCAACACAGUCGAUCAGUCAUUUCUUUCGUUGAAGCAAUUUCGAUGGGAUCGCGCCAAUAAAUCUUGUGAAUAUCAAGUGAUUCUCGGCCCACCGGAUGGCUAUCAAAAGCACUCUGAGCGCAAUUUCACAGUCUUUCGUGACACUGUGCCUUUUGUCGAGCAAUGGCUCUUCUCUGAUGUCUACAGCAUGCACAUGCCAGCCGGUUGUGCGCCGAGUUUAGCGAUUGAAGUUUUUGCACAAAACGAUGUUGGCGAGAGAAACUCCAUUGUGCCGCUUCAACAACCAAACAUAACACAAGAGAUCUGUGAAGGAAGUGCUACUUUUAUGUCAUCUGGCUAUGGGAAUCCCCAUCGUCUCCCCCUCAUAUUCGACUCCACUUUUGCUUUUCAAAUCACUUGUGACUCUUUUCCAAUUGAUGUCAAUGUUUCGGUGAUUUCUUACGUCAAACAUUCAACACUUUCGUUUUUGAAUUCGUCGCACGAGUGGACACGAGAACUCGAUAAUCAAUUUCUUGAAUUUUCUGAACACAAUUUACACGGAAUAUCGGGUUAUUGUCCAAAAAGCCGAACGAAUUCCGAAUACGAUGGAUGCUUUUUAAAAGACUUCAUCUCGUUUUCUGAGUGGCCACCCAGCUCACCCGAUCUUAACCCAUUGGAUUACUCAGUCUGGAGUGUUCUUGAAGCCAGGGCAUGUGCAAAACCACAUAAAAAUAUCGAAAGUUUGAAGAAGGCGCUCAUCAAAGCAUGGGAUACCCUCGGUGAUGUCUAUUUGCUCGAUGAUGCCACGGUCAACGCGUUUCACAAACGUUUGCAGGCCUAUCUGAACGCCGAUGGAAGCAAAGUUGAAUUUAAUAGU